Messenger RNA from Yamadazyma tenuis ATCC 10573, 4034 nucleotides. The record is from RefSeq and is a predicted model, not a curated record. NCBI's taxonomy places the organism in Eukaryota, Fungi, Ascomycota, Pichiomycetes, Serinales, Debaryomycetaceae.
UUAAGCGAUGAAUCUCUUCAGAAGAAACCAGGUUGAAGAAACACCUACAAACAGUGAAGACUCAGUUUCAGUUAAGAGCAAGACCACGUCUAAUACCAGCCUCGGUACGGAUUCCGACAAGAAAGGGUUGAUAAAAUGUCACGUUCCUUUCAAUACACCGGUGAAUCCAAUUGUGCCUCCAGAAUUUGUGCUCACCGAGGAGCAACAGAACAAGUAUAGCCAGGUGUUCAACCACUUCAAAGAGUAUAUCAAGGAGAAUAUUCCCGUUAAUGAUACCCAUGGGGCCAAAAAACACCCAGUAUUACCCGAAGAAAAGGCAUGGUUGACUAAGGAGUGUUUUCUUCGUUAUUUGAGAGCCACCAAGUGGAAACCUGAUGCUGCGAUCAAAAGAAUCGAAGAAACGUUUAUUUGGAGACGGACUUUUGGGGUCGUCAACAUCCCUGGCAUAACUGACCCAGCUAUACUCAUCACCCAGGAUUUGGUGGAGAUGGAAAAUGAAACAGGAAAGAAUUUGAUGGUUGGUUAUGACAACGACAAUAGACCCUGUCUAUACUUACGAAACGGUUAUCAGAACACAGACGCGUCUUUGAGACAGGUUCAACACUUGGUCUUCAUGUUGGAAAGAAUCAUUCAUUUCAUGCCUCCAGGGCAGGACACAUUGGCACUAAUGACUGACUUUAAGGCAGCACCGGCGCAUAUGAAGUUAUCUGCCAAGUUCCCGUCCUUAUCUACCUCAAAGCAUGUUUUGCAUAUCUUACAGCACCACUAUCCCGAGAGGCUCGGUCGGGGGCUCUUCACGAAUAUCCCAUGGAUCGGAUACACUUUUUUCAAGGUUGUUACUCCAUUUAUUGAUCCAUACACGAGACUGAAGACUAUUUAUGACCAGCCGUUUGAGAACUUUGUCCCCAAGGAGCAGUUGGAUCAAUCUUUUAAUGGACUCCUAGACUUUGAAUACGUUCACGACAUUUAUUGGCCAGAAAUGAAUAAGAUGGCUGAUAGAAAACAUAGAAACUACAUGAAGAAUUUUGCUGAGUUGGGAGGUGAUAUCGGCUUGAGUGAGUAUGAUUUGAGAUUGGGAUAUGAUGCUCUUGAGACUGAUAGUUCUGUGGCCAUUGUAACAGCCGCAUGACUAGACCUUCUUGUAUAUAUUGAUGUUCGAACAUAUUUAGUGUAUUCUUUUGCAGUAAUUGCGCGGUUUGGGUGUGCUGCUUAAUUUUUUUUCAGUUUCAACACCCUAAUAGAAUGAGUGAUUUCACACACGUGAUAACCAUCAUAGCUCAUGGCAAUGACCUUUCAGCUGAGACGCUAGCCACAAUCAAGAGGAUUCUUGUGGACCAGGCUACCUUACCGCUUGGGGUCUCGAAAAGCCUUUCUCCAAGAGCCAUAGAUUUUCCUACUACUAUCUCCAACGAUGUAGACAUUACAGCAUUCCUCAAGCGUACCUUCAACAAAGAUACAGGAUACGAUGUGAUCUUACAACCGGUUGCAAAUCGAAAAGACAAGAAGUUGUUUAUUUUCGAUAUGGACUCUACCUUGAUUUAUCAAGAAGUAAUCGAGUUGAUCGCUGCUUAUGCUGAUAUUGAACAAGAAGUGGCAGAUAUCACCGAAAGAGCCAUGAAUGGGGAAAUAGAUUUCACCGAAUCUUUGAAAGAAAGAGUUCUUCUUUUGAAGGGGAUCAACUCAACCACGAUCUGGGAAGAAUUAAAGCACAAGAUCAAAAUCACCAAUGGAGCAUUAGAAUUGUGCAAAGCAUUAAAGAAAAGUGGGUGUAUAAUGGGAGUUUGUUCCGGUGGUUUCAUCCAGUUAGCAGAAUACGUGAAGGAACGUUUAGGCUUGGACUAUGCUUAUGCAAAUGUCCUUGGAAUCGAUGAAAAUAACAUUCUCGAUGGAACUGUUGUUGGUGAAACCGUUAAUGCGGAAAUGAAAGCAAAGUUAUUACUUGAAAUCGCCAGCAAGCACAAUAUUGACCCACAAACAGCUGUUGCGGUUGGUGAUGGAGCCAAUGAUUUGAAGAUGAUGGAAGUAGCGGGAUUCGGGGUCGCUUGGAAUGCUAAACCAAAGGUACAGCAAUUAGCCCCAUCUUGUUUGAACACCAAAUCUUUGGCGGACAUUCUCUAUAUUAUGGGGUACACUGACACAGAGAUCAACAAAUUAAUAGAAUAAAAUCGGUACACUAAUCAUACAAUUGCCUUGACUUGUCCUCUAACAACACCUGCCACUCCAUUGAAAAGAAGCACCUCAUCACCAAUGUUGACGUCUUUCAAUUCAAGUUUACCUUCUUUUAUGUACAUAUUCAUUAGCAAAAAGCUUCGGGUGACUCCACAUAAACAUCCAGAACUCAACUCAGGCGUUACCCAUUUCCCAUCCUUAUGAACUGCGAUGUUAGUGAUGGACCCUUCCAUCAACUCACCCCGAACAUUUCCGAGAAUCACUUCCUCUUUUCCUACUCGUGCACCAGGCAAACACUUUUCUCGUGCAGCGUUGUAGUGGGACCUAUGGGUGGUUUUAAAUGACGUGAAGGGAGACAUUAGAAUGGUUUCUGAGUCCACAUAUAUAUCCCAUAUCUCGUCUUCAGGGAUAUCGUCAUCCAACCCACGUAACAAGUUAGGGCGUUCAAUCGUUUCAAAGAAUUCUAAUGUCACUUGGCCGUCCAAACCAACUAGCAAUCUGAUUCUUAAUGGUGUAUCUACUGGAUGACUAUUGUCUUUUAUGGAUGUGACCAACUGAUCUAGUAUCGUCUUCUCUUCGAAGACCAAAGUUGUUUCCUCAUUUCUUGUGAAGAAUUCGAUCGUAAACUGAAGCCUGUUGAUGUGUUCAGGUAAUAGAAAGAAGUUUUCGGCUGUAAUGUCAUCUACGGCCUUCGGUUUCACUUUGGAGAUAUUUGGAUCAUAACGAAUAGUCGACACGAUCUGGAAAUCUGUUACCUCUUGGUUCUGUUGAAUGUACUUUUGAUAUAGCUCCCGGCCACUUUGUUUGCAUUCUUCUGUGGUCAAUUUACUGACAUUGUCUUCGCUUUUGGUUCUGGCCAUUAUGUACUUUUUUGUGGAGAAUGCGUAAGACUUGAUGCGCAUCUAGAAUUAUGCUUAAAUAUGGUUACCGUAUGUUUGUGAUAUAUAUAUAAAUGCUAAGAAUGAAGGAGGUUAAUGUAUAAAAUUGCCAGAGAGCCAUGAAUCUAAUAGGGUCUGAAUCUCUUCUUGUCACUCAUGGCUCUGACCUUCUCCUGGUCAGCUUUAAACUUGCGUAAUAACUCAUUCAUCUCUUCCUUCUUCUUUUCUCUCAACUGGAACCUAUAAAAGUCUUCCUUUUGCUUCUUCUUCAUCUUCGCUUGUGCCUUCUGGGAUUCAGCUUUGGCAAUUGCCAGUUUUUGCUGGCCCAAGAUACCGGCCUUGGUUUUUCUUUGAGGGCCCACCACCAACGUAAAUCCGUCUUCAUCUACUAAUUCACGUUGAUUCAGGAGGUGUUCUAUCGAAUCCUUCUCUGCCUUGUCAAAAUCAAUUAAUGCCUGGCUGACAGAAUUAGAUAAAGUUUCCACAUCCAAUACCUGGGAAUGAUAUUUUCCAAGAAAGUACUGGGAUCCAAACGAGUUGGCUUCCAAGGGCCAUUCCACCACUUUGUAACCACUGGACAACAGUUUCAAUUUGUUCAUGGCCAAUUGGAAUGCUGACUUGUCUAUAAAAGUGACAAUCCCACAGUUCUUGGGCAAUUUUGCACUUGAUUCAUCGACUUCAGACGGAAUGUCAAGAUCAGACGUGAGUUUGGAUAAGUCAAGGAAAACAUCUUCUGCCGAAUCUGUCAAGUAACUGGCGGUAAAUGACUCCAUGGUGGCCCCAAUAGCUAUAUUUUGGAAAAACUUCUUUAGCACCUUUGUGGUGGAUGCAAUAGGAAGAUUACAAAAGAAAAUUGACCUGGACUCGGAAUCACCAGCAAGUUUCACCUCAUGUUUCUUGAAGAAUAUAUAGCUCUCGACACUGCUGUUGGGAAUCUUUAACGGCAAGACUUUAAACCCUUUGAUCUCAGUUACCAUUGCUAGCUGA